Perca flavescens (yellow perch) is the source of this 1389-nucleotide messenger RNA. It is a transcript of the gene gfra3, whose product is annotated as GDNF family receptor alpha 3. The record is from RefSeq and is a predicted model, not a curated record. Gene Ontology annotation, molecular function: signaling receptor activity. The coding region runs from base 1 to 1389 and encodes 462 amino acids. Gene Ontology annotation, biological process: nervous system development. NCBI's taxonomy places the organism in Eukaryota, Metazoa, Chordata, Actinopteri, Perciformes, Percidae. The transcript has 8 exons. Gene Ontology annotation, cellular component: signaling receptor complex; external side of plasma membrane.
AUGGAGACGUUUGUAGACAGCCGGGAUCACAACAAGAAAGAUGGAAAAAUGACUUUACAAGAGAAUGUUGGUGUGUUGCCAGCCUCAGCACCGGUCUUCCCCUUCCCUCCCUCCCCCACUGACUGUGUUGAAGCCCAUCGAGUGUGCGCCGUCGACCCCCGCUGUGAGGCAUUGUACAGGGGCCUGGAGCUGUGUGCGGCCGACGCACAGGUGUCUCCGCUGGGGGAGCAGGUGGCUGCAGAGUGCCUGGAGGGACAGGACGCUCUGCUAAAUAAACACCCCGCUCUCCUGGCCUGCAAGUGCCAGCGUGGCUUCCGCAAGGAGGAGCAGUGCCUGCGCAUCUACUGGAGGGUUCGCCUGCUGCCAGGGGAGGACGAGCUGGAAAUAUCUCCCUAUGACGACACAAUGAUGGACACUCGCAUGGCUUCCUUAGUGGCAGCCUCAUCUUACAUGCAGCUGGAUGGUGAGAACCAGUGUCUGAAGGCGGCACAGGACUGCGGCCUGUACGAGAAGUGUGGCUCUCUGCGAUCAGAGUACGUGCUGGCCUGCACCAAACGGGCUCCCGGGACCAACCGCUGCAACCAGCACAAGUGCCACCGGGCCUUGCGGCGCUUCCUGGAGCGGGUGCCUGAGGAGUACAGCCUGGGAGUCCUGUUCUGCCCCUGCACCAACACCCUGUGUGGGGAGAGGAGGAGGAAAACCAUCGUCCCGUCCUGCUCCUACCAGGAGAUGGAGGGGCUGCAACCCAACUGCCUCCACCAGCAGAGCUUCUGCCGCCGGGACGACCUGUGCAGGUCCAGACUGGCUGAUUUCCUCAAUAACUGCCAGCCGUCUACUGCGACGGCCAGCGGCUGCCUGAAAGACUCAGCAGGCCUGUGCCUCCGAGCCUACGCUGGACUCAUCGGUACCAUCAUGACACCCAACUACAUCAGCAACGGCUCUGCAGACGUGGCGCUGUGGUGUAACUGCGAAGGCAGCGGCAACCAGUGGCAGGAAUGUCUGAGACUGCAGCGCAUGUUCACCCACAACAGCUGCCUGCGUAACUCUAUCAGCUGGAUGGGGAGCCCCGGCUCCCUGCCGGCAGACAUCACCCCCCCCCCAGCUCCCAGGCCCUCCCCGCUGGUUCAGGAGGAUGAGCUGCUGAGCAACAACCACCUGCCUGAACACAACAACAUCCUGGUGGAGAGUGAGGAAGAGGAGGAACUGACCCAGACAGAGGAGGAAGGGGAUGAGGGGGACCAGUUUGACGUCAUCCCGCUGUACUCGGAGAGGGCCACCGUCUCCAAUCUGGGCUCCCCGGGGACAGCCGGGGCUGCAUCCGUCACCGCCAGCCCUCCUGACGCCGUACUACUGCUCCUGCUUCUGUUGGCCUCGCUCAGCUGGGGCUAG